Thalassophryne amazonica is the source of this 1027-nucleotide messenger RNA. Its product is annotated as coiled-coil-helix-coiled-coil-helix domain-containing protein 5. NCBI's taxonomy places the organism in Eukaryota, Metazoa, Chordata, Actinopteri, Batrachoidiformes, Batrachoididae. The record is from RefSeq and is a predicted model, not a curated record. Bases 96 to 419 code for a protein of 107 amino acids. The transcript has 4 exons.
CCAGGAAGUGAGCGGUUCGUAGCAAUAGACACGUUGAACCGUCGGUGUUUUAACCUUGAACAGCUUCGUAUGAAAUACAAACCCAUAACGACAACAUGCAAGUUGCUAUAGACAUCACAACAAAAUACUGCCAUAAAGAAAUGGAGGCGUAUGGCUCAUGUGUGGCAUCUAAUCCAUCAACAUGGCAACAAACAUGCCAUGAACUGAAGAUGAAGGUUGCACAGUGCACGUCCUCACACCCAGUGAUUCAGAAGAUCAGGCAGGGCUGCUCCAAGGAGUUUGCAGAGUUUGAGAGCUGUCUCAGCGAGAACCAGAACAAACUUUCGACUUGCUCACCUCAUGUGACUCGUUUUCUCAGCUGUGCGGAAUCGGUGGAUCUCAGUGGAACAGCUGCCACUCCAGUACCCCAGCCUUCGUAGGAUCUUCCAUCAUCUUCAAAUAUCAGCUACCUCCGAGUUCAUUUUUGCUGUCCAGCCUCCAACAGGAUGCACGGGUACUAGAAGUGGAUGGAUUUUAUGUACAGUAACAUUUAAGCGAUAGUACUUUUUAAAAAAUGAAUUGAAAUCUAUUUGUCCAAAUGACAUUUCUGCCUUAAAAAACAAAAUGCAUGGUUUGAAUUACAGGGAGUACUUUGGGGGUCUGACCCAAUUAAGAGGUAAAAAUAAACGUUGUGGGGGUGGGAAGUUCAAAGCAUUUAUAUACUUCUUACCUGUAAAUGUAAAUUUUGCAAUAUGUUUCCUGUAUUAUGCUUGGAAGAAACUUGUAAUAUGAUUGCAACCACCCUGAAUGUGAACCAUACCAUUUCUUAACCGUAAUUGAAUGUCCCAUCUUCCCACGUCACUCCCAUCACUGCGUGGGCUCGUUAAAGUCUGUGGUACCAGUGCGUGGUGCUAGCCAAAGGAUACUCUCGUAGGUUUAUGUAAGUACUUAGCUAGUUUAUGUGAUACACUUUACUUUGUUUUACCUUCAGAGGUUCUAAAUUAGAUUUUGUCGAGUGUCCACAAGUGAAUGCUAAUGUUAGCUAGUU